Molecule: messenger RNA, 903 nt
Organism: Yamadazyma tenuis ATCC 10573
Lineage: Eukaryota; Fungi; Ascomycota; Pichiomycetes; Serinales; Debaryomycetaceae
Product: U2 snRNP complex subunit
Cellular component (GO): U2-type spliceosomal complex; U2 snRNP
Molecular function (GO): RNA binding
Source: RefSeq, a predicted model, not a curated record
AUGGAUGAGUUUCCUCCUAAACCUCCAGCACCAGGAGUAAUUCUUAAAGAUCCCCUUAAGCUUAAAGAUCUUGAUGAUCGUAUACUGUUUGAUAAUGAAAAGAAACAAUUUAUUUUCACACAAGUAAAAGGUGAUAAAACAUUUGAAUACCAAUACAGCUUUAUUGUUGACAAAUGGAUAGGCAUCACCAAGCAUGUGUUGAAUCAAGAUGAACUCGAAGAAGAAGCAAACAAAGAAGAGAUAAAACAGCUCAAGAAGCAAAAAAUUUCUGAAAUUAAACAAGAGAAAGACAAGCUAAAGCUGAUGUCUUCGAGGUCCACUGGAAUUUUCAUUAGUAACCUCCCACAGUCGAUUACAGUUGACGAGCUAAAUGAAGAAUUCGCUAAAUAUGGUACCAUAAGUCUCGAUAAGGGGAACAGUCCUCGUAUAAAGCUUUAUUACGAUGAAAAAGAUAAAUUUAAACAGGAAGCGUUGAUAAUCUAUGACAAUGCAACGUCGGUGGAUUUAGCUAUUCAAAUGAUGAAUCAAGUGAAGAUGAAAAACAACAUAUUAAACGUGGAAGAGGCCAAAUUCGAGCCAAUAGAAGAUAAAUCCCAAAGAGCAGAUGAAAUAAGAAGUAAAUUUUACUCCAAGGUUAUGGUGAUUGAAAAUAUGUUUCGCAAACAAGAAUACAAGGAAAAUACCAAAUUGGCAGAAGAUAUAGAAGAAGAUAUCCGUGAAGAGUGUGAGAAAAGUGGAAUUAAAGAUAUUUUAAAUGUGACAUUCUUUCCCAGCGACUGUGUUGUCACGGUGAAAUUUAAGUCUCUGUCACUGGUUGACACAAUAAUAGAGAGUUUUGACAAAAGAGACUAUGAUGGGUUGAAAUUGAAUGUUCAUACGUUCACGGGGACUCGGUACACAUAG